Molecule: messenger RNA, 231 nt
Organism: Aspergillus glaucus CBS 516.65
Lineage: Eukaryota; Fungi; Ascomycota; Eurotiomycetes; Eurotiales; Aspergillaceae
Exons: 2
Coding region: 1-231 (76 amino acids)
Source: RefSeq, a predicted model, not a curated record
AUGGGUGUAAACACCUCGACUACACCUGGAAAGGCCCCCGAAAGCCCCGGCGCCCAGAUGGCAAGUACAUAUGGCCUCAAGAACCCCCGUCCUUUCCCAAGCAACACACGGGCUUCUGGAGAGGCGAGUGUUGUGUUCGAGGCACAGGGCAGAUUCUACAUCUGGAAUCAGAUUCAGGAUGAGGUGUGGGGUGUCGAGGAUCCUACUACGGAGGAGGGGAUUGUGAAGUAG